This is a messenger RNA of Owenia fusiformis, 2183 nucleotides long. The record is from the annotation of a GenBank genome assembly. Lineage: Eukaryota; Metazoa; Annelida; Polychaeta; Sabellida; Oweniidae.
UAGCAAAAGACCCGGAUAAAGAAAUAAUCUUACGAAACUUUUUCGGUUUUACCUGUUAACGGCGUAUUAAGGAGUAUAUAGUUGUUCUCUCGAAUGGUGAUCGUGGACUAGCAUGCGAUGGCCGGUGUAUAUACAGGCUGCAAGGUUCAUGAGCCUUAAAGCAAAGCCUGUGAAACCACCUUUCUAUCGUCGUCGGUGGUUUUAUGUAUUAGCAGGACUGCCAAUCAUAGGUGGCGCCACAUACGCAUCGCUAGAUAAAGUCACCCAGAGGAAAGCGAGAGUCAUUAUUCAAGGAUUUGGGCGAUUUCAAAGGUCACUGUUUAUUGGAUUAAAAAUCUCAAUAGACUACAAAUACACACUAUGGAACUUAGAUGAAGAAUCAGAAGAAUAUGAAAAAGCUCUGGGGCCAUGUCACAAACGUGCGGCAGAGCGCAUUUUACAAGGAUGUUUACAAAAUGGUGGACUUUACAUCAAAUUGGGCCAAGGUCUUGUGUCCAUGAAUCAUAUUUUACCAAAGGAAUAUCUCAACACUUUAGAAGUUCUACAGGAUAAAGCAUUAACAAGGACAUCUGAUGAGGUUGAACAAUUAUUCCAAGAAGACUUUGGCAAGAGCCCAAAUGAAAUGUUUAAAAGUUUUGAAGAGACUCCAAUAGCUGCAGCCAGUCUUGCACAAGUCCAUAGAGCUGAGACGCAUGAGGGGGAACAAGUUGCAGUGAAGGUCCAAUAUAUUGACUUGAGAGACAGAUUUGCUGGAGAUAUUCGUACAUGUGAGAUACUACUGGAUCUUAUAGGCUGGAUGCACCCAAAGUUUGCAUUUAGAUGGGUACUCAAGGAUCUUAAAGGUACUCUAGCAAUGGAGUUAGAUUUUAUCAAUGAAGGGAAAAAUGGAGAGAGAUGUGCGGAGGACCUUAAACACUUUAAAUAUAUUUAUGUACCAAAAAUAUAUUGGGAUAAAACUAGCAAGAGGGUUUUAACCACUGAGUUUAUAGACGGCUGUAAAAUUAGCAACAAAGAAGCCAUCAAAGAAAUGGGUCUUUCAUUGAGUGAUAUUGAUGAAAAGUUAGUCCAGUGUUUUUCUCAUCAAAUAUUUCACACAGGGUUUGUGCAUGCGGAUCCACAUCCAGGGAACAUAUUUAUCUGUAAAGACAAUGAUGGUACUGCUCAACUGGUGCUACUGGACCACGGUCUCUAUGACUACUUACGACAACAUGACAGAGUGGCGCUAUGUAGACUAUAUAAGGCUAUUAUACUCAGGGACGAAGACAACAUGAAACUAUUUGCUAAUGACCUUGGAGUUGAAGACUGGCAUAUAUUCUGCAUGAUGACCAUUCAGAAACCCUUUCGAUUAAAAUCCCAGCCCCCUCGCAGUAAAAGACUCCGGCGUUACACGGCAGAAGAAUGGAAAGCCCUACCCCCUGAGGAAAAAUCAGCUGUACGGGCAGAAUUUAGAAAAUUUGCUGAUGAAAUUAGUGAUAAAAUGAUCAAAAUAACAAAAUCUAUGCCAAAAGGUCUACUUCUGAUUUUUCGGAACCUCAACACAAUACGAGCCAUCAACAGAAUCCAUGGCCACCCUGUAGAUAGAUACACCAUCAUGGCUAGAAGUGCAAUUGCUGGGGCUUAUAAGGAAGAGAGGCACACAGGUUUAAUAAGCAAAGUACAAUCAUCCUGGGAGAGACUUGUCUUUGAAUACAGACUACAAUCUGAGAAAUUACGAACUUGGAUGGUAGAACGAUAUGUGAAAGUAUUGCAGUUUCUAGGAUGGCUACCAAAUUUAGAUGAAUUGAAGAAAAUCAUAGAGAAAAAUGAACAGAAGAUGGAAACUUUAUGACAUCACUGAAAAUUAGCUUGAAUUAAUGGAUAUAGUUUUUCAUCCUAAGCUGUGAUACAGACUGGCAGACAUUGUACAAGUGGACUAGUCAAAAAUAUAGCAUAGCAUACUGAGCAGUUAUUCAAAUGCUGAACAAUUAUCUAUUGCUCAUAAUCUGAAGAGCUAUCUGCAGUACAGUGGAUAAUCUGAAAGUCAGAUUUUUUAUAGACACUACUGUGCUUCACAAGACUUUUUAUAAAAAGAAAUUCAUGAGAAUGCUUACAAUAGACCAAUCCAUAAAUGACGCCAUCAAUUGGUCGGCUAAAAUGUAAUUCCUUCAGUUUUAGACCACAAAUACAUAGGAUUAUUAAACUUA